Chlamydomonas reinhardtii is the source of this 1078-nucleotide messenger RNA. RefSeq lists its product as uncharacterized. The transcript is spliced from 2 exons. Bases 44 to 568 code for a protein of 174 amino acids. NCBI's taxonomy places the organism in Eukaryota, Viridiplantae, Chlorophyta, Chlorophyceae, Chlamydomonadales, Chlamydomonadaceae. The record is from RefSeq and is a predicted model, not a curated record. Gene Ontology annotation, molecular function: DNA binding.
AUCCAAAGCAACGCGCGGAUACUGAUUACAAUCAAUUACAAACAUGUCUCUGCGCACUUACAGCCACCAGCUGGCUGCCCUAGACGCGAAGGCGGUGAAGGCGUGGCUUCAGGACGCCAGCUGGAAGGGCCGCGCCAACAAGAACAAUCCGCGGUUUUAUGCGGACGUGCCGGCGGACGACAGCGGGCCGUUUGCGGCCAUCCGCAAGGCUAUCAUAGACGCCAUCAACAAGGCGGAGAGGAAGAAGCGCCAGAAGGGCAAGAAGUGCGCACUCGUGAAGAUGUACGCCAUCUUUACUAAGACGGGCGGCUUCCACGCUCCCCACGGCGACGGCUCCCGCCGCGGGAUGGCCGGCUACAAGCUGCGCUACGUGAUGAAGGUGGGCGGCACGGGCAAGACGGGCAAGACCAAGGCCAAGAUAUCGGCGGCCAAGAAGGGCGUCAAGCGCACCGCCGCCACCAAGGCCAAGAUAUCGGCUGCUAUGAAGGGCAAGAAGCGCACCGCCGCCACCAAGGCCAAGAUGUCGGCGGCUAUGAAGGGCAACACCAACAGGAUGAAGAAACGUUAAACCAAGUUGAUGGACUCGAUAGGCUACUCGAAACCAGGGGAUGGUACCUCCAAGCUUGUAACGAGCUACCGGCAUCUAGAUACGUUGCAUAUGCGGGGUUGGUGGACGGGGGCAGGAUGGCGUGACGGGCCGGGCUCCCUGCUGUGUGCGGGUGUGAUGGAUCCAGCCACAUGGGCGGGGGGGAGGGCGGUAUGCAGGACACGGCGACACGCAGCAAUUGUGGAGUAGUGGGGCACGUGAGCGGGUGGGGUGUGAGUAUAGGUGGCCGGGCAACGGAUAUGUGUGUGUGGUGUGUGUGGGGGUGCAUUGUGUGACAUUGUGACUGUGUCCCCGCGGCGAAAUCAUGGACCCUGCAGGCCCGUGAUUUGGUCCGGUAGCAAAGAGCAUGCGCAUCCUGGGACAUGUAAACUUCAGUUUGGCCGGACCCUGGACCCAGGGGCGGGGGUCGUGCUGCCCGUUGCUAGUCAUGGGGAAUGCCAGAUCCCUUGCGCAUUGUAAGUGACCACGGGA